AUGCCAGCAGAAGCCGUGGCCCACGCCUCGGACGUCAAGAACAUCUCAUCCUAUCUGCAGGUUCGGAAGAGCCUAGUGGACAUGACCCAGUGCCGGCCCUCCCUUCGAAGAGAUGCUAAAGUCAUUCGUUUCUGCUGCCCACAACACAGAGAUCGAUGCACAUCGAACGAACCACAGAAGUCACGUGGGCAGCGGGAGCCUCUGGAGGUUGAGCAACUGGUGGAUCUGUUCAGAAGAUUAGUUUGCCGUGGGUUUGCAUGGGCUGCGGUAUUAACUUUACUUCAACUGCAGUGCGGUGAAAGGGCCGACUGUGCAAGACAAUGUCGUGCCUCGUGGCUCCGGGGCAUCGUGCCGGGAAGCUCCACCACGCCGACCAUCCGAAUUCCUCGCAUCAACGGCAAGACCAAGGCUCGCGAGAUACCCCUCCUGCCACAGUUUGCCUCUCUGCUCUAUCACUGGAUGUACAAGUCACCACUCUGCAAAGACAGCACUACAUCAUGCAGCUGCUGGCCGUUCCCAAAUCAGAAAGUGAUCAACACAGCCCUCCUCUUUCCAGGACUAAGCAAGCAAGCCGGACAUGGUCAGUGGUGGAAGAGACACUGGUCGAAAGCAGUCAGCGAGCGAGCCUAUCUGGCAUCGUUGAAGACUGUCGCAGCCGGCCUGAAACGUGAGAACCGGGACAAGAAUCACACGUGGACAGACUUCGACAUUGACAAGCUCGGGACGAUUCAGCACGUGUACGAUACCCCAACUACCAAGAGGAAGAGAUCUGCGGUUCACCAGGCCUUCUCCCCCAUCGUCAACGCCAUCGGCAGCGAGGAGCCAAAGAAGAAGACGAAGAAGAAUG
Messenger RNA from Symbiodinium necroappetens, 847 nucleotides. The record is from the annotation of a GenBank genome assembly. Lineage: Eukaryota; Dinophyceae; Suessiales; Symbiodiniaceae.